This is a messenger RNA of Aspergillus calidoustus, 1176 nucleotides long. The record is from the annotation of a GenBank genome assembly. NCBI's taxonomy places the organism in Eukaryota, Fungi, Ascomycota, Eurotiomycetes, Eurotiales, Aspergillaceae.
AUGCCCCAGAAAAUCUUCAUCGUCGGCGGCACAGGCGCCCAAGGCAUGCCCAUCGUGAAAAGCCUGGUAUCGGACAAGAAAUACCACUGCCGAAUCCUAACGCGAGACACCAGCUCCCCCCGCGCACAAGAGCUCCUCGCCCUCGGGAACGUCGAGCUCGUCUCGGGCACGUUUGCAAACCAAUCCGACCUCCGCAACGGCUUCCGCGGCUGCGACGGCGCAUUCGUCAACAUCGACGGGUUCAACACCGGCGAGAAGACGGAGACGUACUGGGCGAUCCGGGCAUACGAGCUUGCGCUCGAAGAAGGGAUCAAGUUCUUCGUCUAUGGGAAUCUGGAUUUUGGGUAUCAGCUCGGCGGGUAUGACGCAAAGUUCCGGUGCGGGCAUUAUGAUGGGAAGGGGAGGAUUGGGGAGUGGAUUCUUUUCCAGAAUCAGAAGAAUCAGGGGAGGAUGAGGGCUGCUCUGUUCACGACGGGGCCGUAUAUUGAUAUGGUUAUUGGACAGCGGACACCUAUGACACCGUAUGUUGAUAAGGAUGGAGUGGUUACUUGGGCUGUUCCCCUUGGACAAGGCGCCGUACCGCACGUGUGUCUGCAGGAUUGUGGCGUGUAUGUGCGGUGGCUCUUUGAGAACCCACAGGAAGCGAAUGGGCUGAAUCUCGCGGUCGCGAUUGAGCAUGUCCGCUAUGAAGAGUUGGCACGUGCGUUUGAAAAGGUGACGGGUCAUCCUGCACGCUUCGUUGAUGUGGACCUCGAUACCUAUUGGUCAAGCAAUCGGGGUGUAGCCCCAGGCGGCGACAGAAUCACUGGAUACAACGCCGAUGCUAAGGAUCCAGCUGCCAUGACGAACCGGCAAAACUUUACUGGAUUCUGGAAUCUGUGGAAACACUCUGGUGGGAACAAAGGGGUUGUACGACGGGAUUAUGCCUUGCUGGAUAAGAUCCACCCGGGCCGGGUUCGCAGUGUCGAGGAGUGGUUUCGACAAGAGGAGCAGCGGGGGGUGAAGGCUGGAAAGGGAUCGCUGUGGGAAAGGGUGCAGGAGGAGAAUCUCGGGCCGGUGUUGAAGAUUGCAGAGGACGGUUUCAGGGGGCGAUUGUAAGCUCAAGCUUUGUGGGUGGCGAGAGAAAAUGAGAUAUCACUUUCCAGAGCCGUUGCAUAUGAAGAAUCAUCGUGGGAC